This is a messenger RNA of Phyllostomus hastatus (greater spear-nosed bat), 1596 nucleotides long. RefSeq names its product nuclear receptor subfamily 1 group I member 3 (gene NR1I3). The record is from RefSeq and is a predicted model, not a curated record. Lineage: Eukaryota; Metazoa; Chordata; Mammalia; Chiroptera; Phyllostomidae.
AUGCUACAGGUGGCGUGGGCCCGUGGGCACAGCUCAGAGCAGCGAAGUCAUCCGGGCCCCUCACAUACCCACACUCAUGUCUCUGCCUCUCACGGACAAACAGCUGGCCGAAGCACCGGUCUCAGCUGCCUUUCUGCUGGGAGCCGCAGGGUCUCCCAGGCCCAGAGGUGCCUCUGCCCAGCCUGCAGGGGGCGAAAGUGCCUGGAGGCAGGCAGGAAGCAGAGCAGUGAGUCGGCCCCUCCCCUCCGUGCCAGGAAUCCUGACCAUGUUUCUCUCUUCUCCCUGUUCCUACACAGCAUUCCCCACACAGCAAGUGGCGUGAGCUCCUGGCACAUGCAAGACCAGGUCGCCAUUCUGCUAGAAACCUCCAAGGGAUCCAUCUCCCUUCUGGGCUGUGACCCCACGUCUAGCUCCUCCUCGCAGCCUCCGGUGACUCUGGUGCCCCUGGCUCAGCGCACCCCAGCCUCCGGUCUGCCCUCAGCCACCCCUGGGACUCUCCUCGGUGCCGCUGUGCUCGCCCUGGCCAUUCCCUCUCCCGGAACGGUCUCUUGGAAUGAGUGCAGCUUGCUUCUUCUCUUCUAUCUCACGUGUGGUGCCUGUCACCUAGAAGCCAGUGUUCACACCCACCCGUCUGCCACCCAAAUGCUUGCUGCUUCCAUGACCUUGGACCUGUCACUGGAAUCUCAGCCUGUUUGCAUUUCCGAGAAACGAGAAUCCCACCUACGGGGAACAAACCCUGCGUCUACCCGUAGGGUUGCUCCAGAGUUGGCCACACAGCCUUCGAAAGCGCAGCGCUGCCCGAACGUCAGGCGAUGCUGCUCUAGGUACGAAGGGCCCGCCCUCUUCAAUGUUCCCUGGGAAGCCAGGCCUCCGCACACCAUCACCAGCACAGCCCCUUGUUCUCUGCCGCCGAGUCCCACGGGCUCGGGAACGUGGGCAGGACCCCCGCCAGCUGGAGCCUCGGGACUCCCUCCCUGCACCCUCCCCUGGGCAGGCUGUCUGGGGUCGAGACCAGAGGCCGGCAGCCCCCUGCUGGUAUCCACGGCUUUGUCACGCCACUCGCCUGGGCACAGUGACCCUGCCUGCAGCAGCCCUGGCCCUGAGGCUCGUGGAGCAGGCCCAGUCCUGGCACAGCCAGCCCCUGAGCAGCCAAGGAAGGAGCAGAAAGAGCCUGUCCAGGUGCUCCUGGGGGCCCACCGCCACAAGGGCCCCAUGUCUGACCAGUCUGUGCAGUGUGGGCCCCGCUAUUUCUUCCUCCGAAGGCUUCUGUUUGCAAAGCUGCUGGGCCUGUUGGCCGUGCCCCAGAGCAUCAACAGCACCUAUGGACACCAGGUCCAGCACAGCCAGGUGUCUGCCAGGAUGCCCCUGCUCCAGGAGAUCUGCAGCUGCCUUCCCAGCCCACCUGGACACGCGGGGCUGGGAAGGGCCGACAUGGGGGCCAGAGGCUGGGGCCAGGAGAAGGGGGCCCCACGGUCCCAAGGAGCGACUACGGCAAUGACUGCCUCUUCACACAGUCGCAGGGGCGCAGGGGGUGGCUGUGGGGGUAACGUCGUUCUCCGGAAGCACAAAAGACAGGGAAGGAGGUAGCUCCUUCUC